AUGUUGUCGUUCCUCAAUCCAGCUAACAUUCCAGCACUAAGUGAUACAAGCAUCAGCACACCUUUGACCAACGCCAGUCCUAGUCCGGGCGCCUCGCCAGACCCGCUAGCACAACCGCCGAUCAAGAUCAAGACUUCCCGUAAAUGGGUCCUGCCACCUCGGCCAAAACCCGGUCGAAAACCUUCGCAGGCCGUAAACUCUAACGUACACUCGGGUAAAGAGCCCAAGGACGCUAAAAAGUCUAAGCAGACACCGCACGCGCAGCACGACCUGGAGGCCAGCAUCAUGAACAACCCUCUCAAACAACAAAUUCUAAGAAUCAACGAAGAAAAUUACUACCUCAAGCUGGAGGUCAUCAAGCUUGUGUCCGACCUGAAAAAUUUGAAAAAUGAAAUUCGAGAGAAGUCGAAGAAAACCGAAAAAAACGAGGCCCUACCGACCCCAUCGCCAUCAUUCCCACGUAAACGAAGCCACGACGACGACAUCAACGACCUCAUCGUGUCUCUCAUCGACCUGAACCACUCGCAGCAGGUCCAGCAGCCGGCUGCUCCGAAAACAGAGGAAAUGGACAAAUUCAUCAAGUUCGACGACCCGGACAUGGACUUCUCGUCGCCAGCGCUGUCCGAGGACGACCAUCUCGAUCUUCUAGACCACCACCCAGAGCACGAGGCCGACCUGACGCCUACUCCUUCCAUCUCGCUAACGAAAACAAACGAAACCAUGGACAGUCUCUCGGGCUCCACAUUGGUGUCGCUGUCGCCAAAGGGCUUCAAAUUGGCCGAGCUGCCCUCGUCGCCCGGCAAGGAUUCUGUCUUCUCCAUCUUCAAAUCGAACACGGCCGACUCCAUGCUGUCUCCGCCAACCACAGACCUUGCGCUGGGCUUGGAACCGAAAAAUGACCUCCAUUUCCAUGAUUACUAUGAGUUCGACAGCUUGCACGACGUUGAGCUCGAGUUCGAAAGCUUUAUCAAUGGAGAACUGUCAUGA
Molecule: messenger RNA, 987 nt
Organism: Ogataea parapolymorpha DL-1
Lineage: Eukaryota; Fungi; Ascomycota; Pichiomycetes; Pichiales; Pichiaceae
Exons: 1
Coding region: 1-987 (328 amino acids)
Biological process (GO): regulation of DNA-templated transcription
Cellular component (GO): nucleus
Source: RefSeq, a predicted model, not a curated record